Molecule: messenger RNA, 2684 nt
Organism: Thalassophryne amazonica
Lineage: Eukaryota; Metazoa; Chordata; Actinopteri; Batrachoidiformes; Batrachoididae
Gene: coro6
Product: coronin 6
Exons: 11
Coding region: 158-1567 (469 amino acids)
Biological process (GO): actin filament organization; cell migration
Molecular function (GO): actin filament binding
Source: RefSeq, a predicted model, not a curated record
CACGUUCCCGUCCCUCUUUCCCCGUAGUUGUCCAGUUGCCUCUCAAGUCCACGCCGACUUCGCAAUUCCCGAUCGCGGAGAUUCGACCCACAGAAGAGUUUUUAUUUUAACAAAGGAGACGUUGAGAGGUGUCCAGGAGGAGCUCGGGGUCUGAGCCAUGAGUCGCAGCAUCGUGCGGCAGAGUAAGUUUCGCCACGUCUUUGGCCAGGCGGUCAAGGCUGACCAAACUUAUGAUGACAUCAGAGUUUCCAAAGUGACAUGGGACAGCUCAUUCUGUGCCGUCAACCCAAAGUUCUUGGCGGUCAUUGUUGAAUCCAGUGGAGGUGGAGCCUUCCUGGUUUUGCCUCUCUCUAAGACUGGUCGUGUGGAUAAGAACUACCCACUGGUGAUCGGCCACAGUGGACCCGUGCUCGACAUCGACUGGUGCCCUCACAAUGACAACAUCCUGGCCAGCUGUUCAGAGGACUGCACUGCAAUGGUGUGGCAAAUACCAGAUUACACAUUGAACCGCCCCCUGUCCGAUCCCAUUGUAGUUCUGGAGGGUCAUUCCAAACGUGUUGGAAUUGUCAGCUGGCAUCCAUCAGCACGCAACAUACUACUCACAGCGGGCAGUGAUAACCUGAUAAUCAUCUGGAACGUGGGGACGGGCGAGCCCGUGCUCUCCAUGGAUGACCACCCAGACCUCAUUUACAGCAUCAGCUGGAACCGAAAUGGCAGUUUGUUUUGCACCACCUGUAAGGACCGACGUCUGCGUGUAUGUGACCCCCGUAGGAGGGAGGUGGUUGCGGAACGUCUAGCUCCACAUGAAGGGAUCCGGCCAAUGAGAGCCAUGUUCACCAGAGAUGGAAACAUCUUCACCACAGGAUUUACCAGGAUGAGCCAACGGGAGCUCGGCCUCUGGGACCCGACAAACUUUGAGGAGCCAAUUGCACUGUUGGAGUUGGACACAAGUAAUGGAGUGUUGUUACCAUAUUAUGAUGCAGAUGCAAACAUGGUCUACCUCUGUGGGAAGGGGGACAGCAGUAUCCGUUACUUUGAGAUCACAGACGAGCCGCCAUACGUCCACUACCUGAACACCUACAGCAGUAAGGAGCCUCAGAGGGGUAUGGGCUUUAUGCCCAAGAGAGGUGUGGACGUUACAAAGUGUGAGAUUGCCAGGUUAUACAAGCUCCAUGACAAGAAGUGUGAGCCCAUCACAAUGACUGUGCCAAGAAAAUCGGACCUCUUCCAGGAUGACCUGUACCCAGAUACAGCAGGACCUGAACCAGCCAUGGAGCCUGAGGAGUGGCUGGAGGGCCGCGAUGAAGACCCAAUUUUGAUGUCUAUGAAAGAGGGCUAUAUGCCACCCAAGAGCCGAGAACUCAAAGUGGCUAAAAAGAACGUCUUGGGUUCCAGACCCACCACUCAACGUAGCAUCUCCACUUGUGACACAAACAGCCUGCCACCGCAGUUGCUCGAGAGGCUGCUGGAAGAGAUUCAGAACCUGAAGGCCACUGUUUUAUCUCAAGAGAACAGGAUCUGUGCCUUGGAGAAUAAGUUGUCCCAGUUCACUAAUGGUACUACUUGAUAUGAAUCUAAACACACCCACCGAUUUACUGGUCUGGAUUUCAGAUUAUUAUAGAAAUUCAUUUCCCUUGUGUAGAAAAGGAAGUACCCUUUCAUCCUGUAACUGUUUUGGCCUUAUAAAGGUACGUUUUCUAAGAAUGUAAAUCUGACACACUUUUCUCUUAAGAUAUCAACAAAAAGAUGCUUAACAAUACAUAUGUUGCUGUUAAAUGCAGAUUACAGCCACCUGACUGGAUAAAGUUUGUCGUCUAUGGAGAAAUGUUUGGAAUUUUGCUUUUUCUGAAGUAAUGCUUUCCUUUUUGUGAUUACUGUCUGACAAGAUGGUUUCUUUCUUUUGUUACUGUUUUGGUUGGCGGGAUUAGUUUUAAAGAUUUUCAAUACGCCUUCAAACAUUUCCAUUAUGUGGAAAGCAAUGCUUUCUACUUCUACACCACCACAGGAUCCCUUUGGCGACGGCGAGGAAAUUUCAAUUGUUGGAUUGUGGACGUCUUGUGUUGGGACUUGGCUCAGUUUGGGCAAUGUAGACUUUGUGAUUCAAAUAGGUUGAAUAUAAUUGCAAAACUCAGAAUUCAACAAAUUUGUGCAGUUAAGUUGACAUACUAUGCAAUUGCUGGUUCUACAUCAUCCAUAUUCUUGGAUAAAAUGAAUGUAUCUUUAAUGUUUUUUUCAUAAAAACUGACUUGGAAAGAACAGGAUUGUGAAGCACAUGUGCAAGUUUUGAGAGUUGGUUUAUAGCGAUGGUUCCAGAGGACUCCAGGCACUGCCCCAAUCAGUCUCUUCUAACUCCCCACCACAGACUCUUAAAUCAGGUGUGUCAGCCAAUCAAAAGGUUGCAGACACCAAUUUUUGAAAAGCUUGUCACAUUUAUUUAAUUAAUAAGGACUGGUUAGAUUAAUGAGAUUGAAAAUGUCGUGCUGGCGGUCACUGGAACAAGAGCUGGUGAUGACUCAAGAAAGUUAAAGGAUUAAAAUCAAACAACAAGGUAAAAGUAAUCUUAGAGACUACUGAGAAACAAAACACACUGCCACCAAAACACAGGUCUGUACGUAUUUGCACAGUGACCAUUUGUACAAUGUUGACUCUGGACACAGACCAUUAUGGAGUUAAAAUGGAAGAAA